This is a messenger RNA of Impatiens glandulifera, 1123 nucleotides long. RefSeq names its product probable serine/threonine-protein kinase PBL2. Lineage: Eukaryota; Viridiplantae; Streptophyta; Magnoliopsida; Ericales; Balsaminaceae. Gene Ontology annotation, molecular function: ATP binding; protein kinase activity. The transcript has 6 exons. The record is from RefSeq and is a predicted model, not a curated record. Bases 1 to 1113 code for a protein of 370 amino acids. Gene Ontology annotation, biological process: protein phosphorylation.
AUGGGAAAUUGCUCUAGGAAGCCUUCAACAUCCAACCCAUCUUCCAAUCAACUAUCAUUCGAGUCAAAGAAUGAUCAUAAACAUCAUGAUGAAGCAUCUUCCAAAAGUGACCCAUCUAUUGCCAAUAACCUUAAAGCAUUUAGUUUUUCUGAUCUUAAGAAUGCCACAAGGAAUUUCCGGUCAGACAGUUUAAUUGGAGAAGGGGGUUUUGGAUGUGUUUUUAAAGGAUGGAUAGAUGCAGUCACUCUUGCUCCUAGUAAACCAGGAACUGGUAUUGUUGUAGCCAUUAAGAAGCUCAAAGCAGGAAGUUUUCAAGGUCACAGGGAAUGGCUUACUGAAAUCAACUACUUGGGACAGUUGCACCAUGAAAAUUUAGUCAAGCUCAUUGGGUAUUGCUGCGAAUAUGAGAAUAGACUUCUAGUUUAUGAGUUUAUGAUGAGAGGAAGUUUGGAGAAUCAUCUAUUUAGAAAAAGUAUUGAACCGAUUCCCUGGACAACAAGGAAACGUAUUGCACUAGAUGUUGGACGUGGGUUAUCCUUCUUACAUAGUUUAGAUGCGAAUGUAAUCUUUCGUGACAUGAAGGCUGCUAACAUUCUACUCGACUCGGAUUUUAAUGCGAAACUUUCAGACCUUGGCUUGGCAAGAGAUGGUCCAACAGGAGAUAAUACACAUGUGUCCACAAGGAUUGUUGGAACACAAGUUUAUGCUGCUCCAGAAUAUGUAGCAACAGGUCAUCUGUCCCCAAAGAGUGAUGUAUACAGUUAUGGAGUUGUGUUACUAGAGCUUCUCUCAGGAAGACGGGCAAAUGGGGAUGACAAUGGGGGAGGGCCUGAAGAAACAUUGGUGGAUUGGGCAAUUCGGUUUUUAGGUGAUGAGAGACGAGUAUUCAGAAUAAUGGACACGGGAUUGGGAGGGCAAUACUCGAAAAAGGAUGUAAAAGUUAUAGUUGGGCUGGUGUUGAAAUGCCUUAAUGUAGACCCUAAGAAAAGACCAUCUAUGAUAGAUGCUGUAAAUACAUUGGAAAACCUUGUCAUUCCAAAAGGGACAACCACUCCAUUGAGGAAACCACAAAAUGAUGCAUCUUUUGCACUAAAGAAGGUUCCUUCAAGUUAAUUUAUAGUGU